AUGUGUGCGCGCUCCCUCACGGCCAGGGUCGGCUCGCGCGCUCUCGGUGCCACAGAGCAGCUCGCGGGCAGCGGCGCGCCUCCCGCGCGACCGCUGCAGAGGACCAUGAAGAACCUGGAGAACAUGAAGGUGGAGAACCUGGAGAACCUGAGGAUCUGUGCUCUUACCAGAGCAGGACUGAAGAUCUUGUGUUUUACUGCUGCUGUGAAUCCUGCAGAGAUCCAGACGGACGGAGCUGAAGACGAGCUGCAGAGCUCACACGUCCAGACGGUCGACGGUUUCCAUCUGAUUCAGGACGGCGAGCAGCGGCACCACGGCGCGCUCUACCCGGCCUGCAGGGAGGCUCCGGCCGGCCCCGGGAAGGACCGGCUCCCAGUGGGCGACCUGCAGCAGUGCCCGGCCUGGAUGACCUGCAACAAGCCCGCUCAGGUGCAGCGGAAGGCGGCGUGUCAGAACAGAGAGAGGCCGCCGGUGGUGGUUUACCCCUGGAUGAAGAAGGUGCACGUAGCGCAUGUGAAUCCGAACCACGUGGGUCCGGAACCGAAGCGCCUGCGCACGGCCUACACGCGCCAGCAGGUCCUCGAGCUCGAGAAGGAGUUCCACUUCAGCCGGUACCUCACGCGCCGCCGCCGCGUCGAGGUGGCCCACGCGCUCUGCCUGUCCGAGCGGCAGGUGAAGGUGUGGUUCCAGAACCGGCGCAUGCGCUGGAAGAAGGACAACAAGCUUCCCAACACCAAAGGACGCAGCAAGAGCAAGCGGGACAACAACAAUAACAAUAACAACAACAACAGCAGCAGCAGCAGCAGCAGCGGCGGCGGCGGAGACACCGUGAAGGCGGGAAUCACCGUGUGACCGUUUAUCACCAAAACCCCCACAAACCAGCUUUAAAUAUUUUUUUUGUCCUCCAGAUUUAAAAUCUAAAUCCAGUCUGAGGUUUGAUUCAGCAGCGAACGUUUCUGGUUUCACAUUUA
This is a messenger RNA of Stegastes partitus (bicolor damselfish), 971 nucleotides long. Its product is annotated as homeobox protein Hox-D4b-like. The record is from RefSeq and is a predicted model, not a curated record. The transcript has 7 exons. Gene Ontology annotation, cellular component: nucleoplasm; nucleus. Gene Ontology annotation, molecular function: RNA polymerase II cis-regulatory region sequence-specific DNA binding; DNA-binding transcription factor activity, RNA polymerase II-specific. Gene Ontology annotation, biological process: anterior/posterior pattern specification; embryonic skeletal system morphogenesis; positive regulation of transcription by RNA polymerase II. Bases 1 to 852 code for a protein of 283 amino acids. NCBI's taxonomy places the organism in Eukaryota, Metazoa, Chordata, Actinopteri, Pomacentridae.